Molecule: messenger RNA, 2311 nt
Organism: Thlaspi arvense
Lineage: Eukaryota; Viridiplantae; Streptophyta; Magnoliopsida; Brassicales; Brassicaceae
Source: the annotation of a GenBank genome assembly
CGACUGCAAAAACCAGUGGGGAAUGUAUAAUCUCCAAACACCACCAAUGGAGUCAACGGCCACUGCUGCAUUGGAUCGUUCUAGUCAGCUAAAAGCUUUCGACGAGAGCAAGACCGGCGUGAAGGGCCUUGUCGACGCCGGAAUCGCAGAGAUUCCGGCGAUAUUCCGUGCACCUCCGGUUACUUUAAGAAGCCCAAAACCGCCUUCCUCCGGAUCGUCGGAGUUCACGAUCCCAACAAUCGAUCUCGGAGGAGGCACCGACUCGAUCACGCGGCGGAGCAUGGUGGGGAAGAUCGGAGACGCGGCGGAGAGAUGGGGUUUUUUCCAGGUGAUCAACCACGGCAUCCCGGUGGGUGUGCUGGAGAGGAUGAGAGAAGGGAUUCGUGGGUUUCACGAGCAAGACCCAGAAGUGAAGAAAGGCUUUUACUCUCGAGAUCCGAGUAACAAGAUGGUUUACAGCAGCAACUUCGAUCUCUUUAGCUCGCCCGCUGCCAACUGGAGAGACACUCUCGGUUGCUAUACGGCUCCAGAUCCUCCAAGACCCGAGGACUUACCCGCCGCUUGUGGGGAGGUGAUGAUUGAGUACUCUAAGGAAGUGAUGAAAUUGGGUAAAUUGCUCUUUGAGCUUCUCUCGGAAGCUCUAGGGUUAAACAUUCAUCACCUCAAGGACAUGGAUUGCACCAAUUCAUUGCUGCUUCUGGGCCAUUAUUACCCGCCAUGUCCUCAACCCGACCUUACGUUAGGCUUAAGCAAACACUCGGACAAUUCUUUUCUCACUGUUCUUCUCCAAGACCAUAUUGGAGGGCUUCAAGUUCUCCAUGACCAAUACUGGGUUGAUGUUCCUCCUGUUCCCGGAGCUCUUGUCAUUAACGUUGGAGAUCUUCUCCAGCUUAUAACAAACGACAAGUUCAUAAGUGUGGAGCAUAGGGUUUUGGCGAAUGGAGCUGGACCUCGAAUUUCAGUGGCGUGUUUCUUCAGUUCAUAUUUGAUGGCGAAUCCUCGAGUUUACGGACCCAUCAAAGAGCUUUUGUCUGAACAAAACCCUCCCAAGUAUAGAGACACCACCAUUACAGAGUAUGCAAAAUUCUACAGAUCCAAAGGAUUCGAUGAAACGUUUCAAAAUUUUCUUUCUUUCUUUGUUCUGUUUCCUGAUAAACAAAACCCGAUGGAAACGGCGAAGAUUGCUUCGUGCGAUCGUGUCAGUGACCUUAAAGCGUUCGACGAGACGAGGACAGGUGUAAAAGGACUCGUCGACGCCGGAAUUUCAGAGAUUCCACGCAUAUUCCACCACUCAUCUCUCAAACUAGCAAAUCCUAAACCACUUUCCUCUGACUUGCUACAUCUGACGACGAUCCCCACUGUUGAUCUCGAAGGAAGAGACUUGGAGGAUGCGGUUAAGCGCAAGAACGUGAUUGAAGAAAUUAAAGACGCAGCAAGUAAGUGGGGCUUCUUCCAGGUGAUCAACCAUGGAGUGUCACAGGACCUUCUUGAGAAAAUGAAAGAUGGAGUUCGUGGAUUUCACGAGCAAUCACCAGAAGCUAGGAAACAAUAUUACGGCCGCGAUUUCAGCAGAACGUUUCUGUAUUCAAGUAAUUUCGAUCUCUAUACUUCUCCUGCUGCUAAUUGGAGAGACACUUUCUCUUGUUAUAUUGCUCCAGAUCCUCCUAAACCACAUGACUUGCCAGAGAUUUGCAGGGAUGUUAUGUUGGAAUACUCAAAGCAAGUGAUAAAUCUGGGGGAAUUUCUGUUUGAGCUUUUAUCAGAAGCUCUAGGGUUGAAUCCUAAUCACCUAAAUGACAUUGAUUGCUCGAAGGGUUUGCUCAUGCUCUGCCAUUACUACCCACCGUGUCCAGAGCCUGAUCUGACUUUAGGCACAAGUCAGCACUCGGACAACUCUUUUCUAACCAUCCUUCUUCCAGAUCAGAUCGAAGGGCUUCAAGUUCACCGUGAAGGGUACUGGUUCGAUGUUCCUGCUGUUCCCGGUGCACUCAUCAUCAACAUCGGAGAUCUUCUUCAGGCAAGUUUGCACAGUCAGUGCAAUUAUUCUCAGUUUUGCAUUCUUAUAACAAACGACAAGUUCAUUAGUUUGGAGCAUCGAGUACUGGCGAACAGAGCCACAAGAGCUCGAGUCUCCGUCGCGUGUUUCUUCACCACCGGCGUGAGACCAAAUCCUAGAAUGUACGGACCCAUUAAAGAGCUUGUGUCUGAAGAAAACCCUCCAAAGUAUAGAGAGACCACCGUUAGAGAGUACGCUGCUUACUUCAAUGCCAAAGGACUUGAUGGAACCUCUGCUUUGCUCCAUUUUAAAAUA